CACCUCACCCCUCUCCAUCUGCCUCCAAGCAUUUGGGUUGUUCCUUUGCGUUUAAGCAACUGCCACAAGGCCUGCAGCCUGCUGCACCCAUCCCACCACAGUGAACGGCAAUAACAAAACAAGCCCAUUCUUCUUAUGUGCGGAGCUGAAGUUCCUUUCAACUUGUUGUAUGGGUUUAAAACAGCCAGUGUGGUGUCGUGGUUAGAGGGUUGGACCAUGUAGGACCUGGAAGACCAGGGUUCAAAUCCCCACUCAGCUGUAAAGCGAACUAGAUGACUUUGGGCCAAUCACCGUCUCGAGGGUUGUUGAAUAGAUGAAAUGGCGAGGGAGAAAACCAUGAACACCAACUUGAGCUCCUAGAGGAAAGGCGGGAUAUAAAUAUAGCAAUAAUAGUAAUAAUAAAUAAUCCCUUUGUUGCUAUCAUAGAAUAGUAGAGUUGGAAGGGGCCUAUAAGGCCAUCAAGUCCAAUCCCCUGCUCAAUGCAGGAAUCCAAAUCAAAGCAUUCCCGACAGAUGGCUGUCCAGCUGCCUCUUGAAUGCCUCCAUUGCUGCAGAGCCCACUACCGCUCUAGAUGAUGAUUCUGGAAGACUAUGCUGAUCCAUUUGAUAGCAGACAAGACAUUAGUGGUCCAACAGAGGAGCAGGAAAGGGUGAAAAGUGAAGGCUACAUGGAACCAUAUGAAGCUCAGAAGUUGCUGGCAGAGAUUCAGAAGACCGGCUCCAAGGAUGGGCUAGCUGUUCAAAAGCCUGUGCACUUGUAUGAUACUCCCUAUGAAGCAUCUGAGAAUGGAAUGGACUCAGACCUCCAGCAACCAUCUGGCUUGCAGUGCCGUUACUCGUGGCUGCCUGAAGAUGAUGAGCGGCCGCCAGAGGAAUAUGACCAACCCUGGGAGUGGAAGAAGGAGCGGAUCUCCAGGGUCUUUGCAGUUGAGAUUGAAGGAAUCAAGGAUUUACCGUGGCCCCCGCCUGUUGGACAGCUUGAUAGCUCUACUAACCACUUGGGUGCUGAGGAACCACCCACCCUUCAGAGCAUCAGUGCCAGAUGCCUGCCUACAGACACUCCACCAAGGCUCCAGGACACCAGUACCAGCCUCCCGGACUUCGCAACUCUGACCAGUCACCUGGAUAUCAGUAGCAAGAGUACGGUGAAGAACCAACUGCCGUCUUGCACGGAGAAGAGGAAUAGCGCAUGCUGGCUGAGCAUGGAGCAUGGCUUAGCUUUUGGUGAACGUGUCAAUCCCACUUUGCCACUGGAGAGCCAGGCGUGGUAUCACGGGACUUUGAGCCGAGUGGAUGCUGAGGGGCUACUGCAACUUUGCAGAGAAGCCAGUUACCUGGUGCGGAACAGCGAGAGCAGCCACGAUGCCCUCUCCCUUUCCCUCAAGAGCAGCCAAGGCUUCCUUCACAUGAAGCUCUUGCAGACUGAAGACAAGAAAUUUGUCCUAGGCCAGCACAGUCCACCAUUUGACAACGUCCCUGAGAUCAUCCAUCACUAUGCCAGCCACAAGCUGCCCAUCCAGGGAGCAGAGCACAUGUCCUUGCUCUAUCCGGUCACCAUGCAACCCUCCAGUUGCCUUGCAGCUGAGCAGUGACUUCUUGAGGAGGACUCGGGAUGAGCGCAGCUUGGCUGGGAAGUGCAUGUGAGCACUAGGACAAGAGAGGAGCCUUUUUGGGGGGGGGGCUCCAGAUUGCAGUUGCUUGCAUGGGGUCAGAGGUGUCAUGAGGAUGGAAGUUGUAGGUAGCCGAAACAGAGCUCAGAUCCAGGGAAUGUUCUGUCCUCUGCUCUGCAACCAUACUUUUGCAUGAUGGGAUUCCAGGCCAUCUCUGGUUGGGCACCAGUUAACUCCUCUUGGCAUCAUCAGGGCAGGUCCCCUAAAGUAGAAGAUCAGCUCUCAGGUUGGAAGGCUUGGAAUGACAAAGUUGGAUGCCACAUUGAGGGUGAAGGAGUCAAGCCCUCCUGAACUGCUAUGAUUCGCCCCCUCCAAAAGGCCUCAAUCAUAUCCGACAGGUGCUCCUUCAGGGCCACUUCCAGCAUGCACUUAUUUCAGAUGUUGCCUGUGUGAAUGAGGCAUCACAGAUUAAGUGUUCGUAUCAUUUGAUGUCACAUCAAACAUGGUAGUCAAUGGAGGCAGCUGACACGUUUUGACUGAGAAUCGUAAAGGGACAAGAGUGGGAACUUGCAAAUGUGCAAACCAGCUGCCCACAACUUGCUUGGAAGAGUGCUUCCUUGUCCAACUGGAUUCACAGCUGGCUCAUCUCUCUUUUGACCUCCAUUAGCAGCAACUUUAUUCCUUGGCCAAGAGAUGCUGGCAGUUUCCUGUUAGCAGAUUUAACUAUCCACAGGAUUUCACACUGGCAAGUGGCUCUGACUGGCCGCUGUUUGACAGGGCCCACCUCCCCAUUGAUUGGGAGAAUGAAGUUGGUGACAAUGCCUCUCCUGACUUCAACUGUAUGUGUCAAAUCUGGGGAGCUGUCCUCAGGUGUGUUAAGAGGCCCACCUACAAUUGGCUCUUCUGAUGGCUGGAUAUCUGCUCAUCUCUCCGCUGCUACUGCUUCCAAAAGGCCCAAGGUGAUCUUACCAGCUACCCUUCAGGCAGAGGUUCAGUGAACUAAGAGAAACGGUGAUAAGAAAGAUAGAGGGGCCAUAGCUCAGUGACAGAGCACAUGCUUGGCUUGCAGAAGGUCCAAUCCCAGGCAUCUCCAGUUGAAAGGAUCAGCUAGCCCAGGUGAAAGGGAAGAUCCUGGAGAACCACUGCUUUUAGUAGUAGUGAGCAAUGCGGGCCAGAAGGAUGGCUAAUGUGACUUUGUAUAAGGCAGUUUCCUAUGUUCCUGUGAUAGGAGUAUUUGCAUGUGUCAGGAUCCCUCUUAUUAUGAAUUUGCCCAGGAUGCAUUGUGAAACCCUCAUUUGGUACUAGUCAGGUGGUCUUUUGUUUCUGGCGUCUUUAAACAAAUAAAAAAAUGAAUUACAUGGAACACCUUCAUGGCUGUUA
This is a messenger RNA of Rhineura floridana, 2989 nucleotides long. Its product is annotated as SH2 domain-containing adapter protein D-like. The coding region runs from base 572 to 1591 and encodes 339 amino acids. Lineage: Eukaryota; Metazoa; Chordata; Lepidosauria; Squamata; Rhineuridae. Gene Ontology annotation, molecular function: phosphotyrosine residue binding. The record is from RefSeq and is a predicted model, not a curated record. The transcript has 7 exons.